AAACGUCACUUCGUCCAUAACGGAAACAUGAGUCGCAGCGUUAAUGCGUCAGCGCGUUUGUCAUGACGUUUUUAGAAAGCGGCGCCGUUUCAGACUGGAAUGGGAGCUAGCGAUUUUGCCCAUAUUUUGAUAGUUUAAUCCUUGAAUGGCGCCGAAACAGGACCCGAAGCCUAAAUUUCAAGAAGGUGAAAGAGUGCUGUGUUUUCAUGGGCCAUUACUCUACGAAGCUAAGUGUGUUAAGAUAAACAUCAAGGACAAACAAAUCAAAUACUUUAUUCAUUACAGUGGGUGGAAUAAGAACUGGGACGAAUGGGUUCCUGAAAGCAGAGUACUUAAGUAUGUGGACAGUAAUCUGCAGAAACAGAAAGAGCUUCAAAGGGCCAAUCAAGACCAUUAUGUAGAAGGAAGAAUGAGGGGUGCUGCACCAAAUAAGAAGAUACCUGCUGCAUCGCAGAAAAAUGAAGUAAAAACCAAAAAGAGCAAACAGAAGACUCCUGGAGCAGGAGAAGGCACAAGUUCAGGAGGAGAUCCAACCCACCCUCCACGAAAGAAGAGGGCACGUGUUGACCCCACUGUUGAAAGUGAGGAGACCUUCAUAAACAGAGUUGAAGUUAAAGUCAAAAUCCCAGAGGAGCUGAAACCCUGGCUUGUGGACGACUGGGACCUUAUCACACGGCAAAAACAGCUUUUCCACCUACCUGCCAAAAAGAAUGUUGAUGCAGUCCUUGAAGAUUAUGCAAAUUAUAAAAAAUCAAGAGGAAACUCUGAUAGCAAGGAGUUUGCGGUGAAUGAGGUGGUUGCUGGUAUUCGUGAAUAUUUCAACGUCAUGCUGGGGACACAGCUUCUCUACAAAUUUGAGCGUCCUCAGUACGCAGACAUCCUGGCCAACCACCCAGAUACUUCCAUGUCUCAGAUCUACGGCGCUCCGCAUCUACUCAGACUCUUUGUGAGAAUCGGAGCCAUGCUGGCGUACACUCCGCUGGAUGAGAAGAGCCUUGCACUGCUGCUCAGUUAUCUACAAGAUUUUCUCAAGUAUCUAGUAAAGAACUCUGCAUCGCUCUUCAAUGCAAGUGACUAUGAAGUGGCCCCUCCAGAGUACCACCGCAAGGCAGUUUAAGGGGUUUUUGUGUUUGUUUUGUUUUGGGGGUUUUUUUUGUUUUUUUUUUAGAAUCCGUUAGGUAAAGAAGCCUUUGGAGAGUGGAUUGUGCGAGAUCGAUUUUUAUAAAGGAAAAAUAGGCGCAAGAUGUCACACUAAUCCCCGUUUAAAGUUUGACUUUCUUUCAUGCGGAAAGCUGCUGAAUACACUCUUUCUGUAUGGGUAUCUCUGAGUACCACUUUUUAGUUGUUGUUUUUUUUUCCCUUUUUUUUUUUUUUUUAAA
Molecule: messenger RNA, 1379 nt
Organism: Betta splendens (Siamese fighting fish)
Lineage: Eukaryota; Metazoa; Chordata; Actinopteri; Anabantiformes; Osphronemidae
Gene: morf4l1
Product: mortality factor 4 like 1
Exons: 12
Coding region: 146-1117 (323 amino acids)
Biological process (GO): regulation of DNA-templated transcription; chromatin organization
Cellular component (GO): nucleus; NuA4 histone acetyltransferase complex
Source: RefSeq, a predicted model, not a curated record